AUGAGUGCAAUCGUUGAUGAGGGCCCCAUUGAGCCUCUCAAGGUCCUCAUCACCCUGCACGACAACAUGGACUCCAUGGAUGCCAUUGGCCCAUUGGAGGUCUUUGGGAUGGCCCAGCAUGAUCCCAAGAACCCAGGUCAGCACCACGCGAGUUUGUUGUACGAACACUUGCCUCUAAUGCAGGACUUCAGACACCAAAGCCUUCCGCACUAUCUUCGCGGGACCGCAGGAGCAAGUGGUCACUGCUCAGGGUGCCUCGCUGCGCGCUCAUCUAUCGUACGAAGAGGCUAUGAAGCGUCUGUCGGAGAUCGAUGUGCUCGUCAUUCCCGGCGGCAAUGUCGAAGCUCUCAUCAAGGCCAAGGCCCAGCCAAUGCAGAUGAUCAAAGCCUUUACUGAGCUCCAGAAGAAGAACCCAUCUCGCGAGCGUACCCUCAUGUCGGUCUGCACCGGCUCUCUCCUUCUGGGUGAGACGGGCAUCCUCAGCGGUCUUACGGCCACCACCCAUCCCGACCACGUCACCAAGUUCGAGAUCAUCUGCUCCAAUGCCGCCCAGCGUGACAUGGCCGACCGCUGUGAUGUCGUCGAGGAGCGCUACGUCGUCAACAACCUUCGCUUCGACCUGGGCGAGAAUGGGGAUGACAACCCAUACAUUAUGAGUAGGAAGGAGCUGAAGGAACACAAGCGCCGCAAAAGCUCGGCGGGAGCCAUCUCUCCGAUCGCCGAGAACGGUAACGGCGUGACUCAGUUCCCGAACGGUCAUCGUCCCUCGACGGCCCGCAAGGGAAGCAUGAGUCUCAAGAUGAGCAACUCGCGUCGUGAGAGCGUCCUCAAGCGUGCCAAUCUGCGCUUGGGUGGGUUGCGUGUGCUCACCACCAGCGGCGUCACCUGUGGCAUGGACGGCGCUCUCUACAUGGUCGGAGCUUUAGUCUCCGACGACUCUGCCGAAGAGGUUGCCCGCAAGAUGUGCUACACUUGGAAGAAGGGCAUGGUAGUCGACGGCACUGAUGUUUAA
Messenger RNA from Lecanosticta acicola, 1012 nucleotides. NCBI's taxonomy places the organism in Eukaryota, Fungi, Ascomycota, Dothideomycetes, Mycosphaerellales, Mycosphaerellaceae. The record is from the annotation of a GenBank genome assembly.